GUGCGCCCUGCCCGCUUCCAGGAGGGGAAGAUGGCGCGCCUGUCCGCCUUUCAGCUGGCCGGGCUGGGGCUCAGCGCCGCCGCGUUCCUGUGCGGGAUCAUCUGCGCCUCCGCGCUCACCGUCACCCAAGGGGAAUUUGGCAGCCAGUGCAUCCUGUACGGGUCAGUCCGCUAUAACGGGACGCUGAGCUUGAGCCGCGUCAGCCACAGCUCCCUCUGCUACUUCGUCUCGGCCACCUCGGUGCUCGCCUCCAUCCUCUCCUUCGCGGUUCUUUUCCAAGGGAUUUACCACGGCUGCUUUGGCGACGGACAGUCGGAGCACACCUGGUUCAAGGGCUCCGUGGCGAUCGCCGCCGCCGUCCUCUUCUUCCUGCUCGUCUCGGGCUGCAUCCUCCGCGUUGGCAUGGACACCCUGUGCGCAGCCAUCGUGCAGUCCUCAGCUGCAGCCAGUUGCCAGGAAGCCCAGCGCCGCCCUUGGGUCCACCCUUACCGUGCGGAAAAGUUCUACGACAACCUCUACACCGCGGAGGCAGCUGCCUGGGUGAACUUCUUCUUCUGGUGCCUGAUGGUGGUUCUGCUCGUCCUGGAGCGCUUCAUCAAGUCCUCCUCCCAGCCCCUGCGGAGCAGCAGCGCGAGGACGGAUGAGGCAGCGCCCAUCAUUGGAGGGGGGCCGCGCGGGCCCUGAUGAUGGGUCCGGAGGAGGAGAGAGUGUCCUGGCGGCCCGCGGGCCCCUUCGCGGGCCCCCUGCGCGUCUCUUCCCUGCGAGCGACUUGGGGAGGCCUGCCUCUCUCUCUCCCUUGGGGCGUCCAAGAGAGCGAGCUCCCCCAGUGGAGCAGCCGUCCAGCUCCGUCGGCCGAGAACUUUCUAAAGGGAGGGUCUGGGACUCAGUCUGGAACAGCCCUGGGAAUUGCUGCCGCUUCGUCAUGAGAUCUGUCGCUUUCCCCCAAGCCCAAGCCGGCCAAUUUCCUGCAAGAGGACAAUGGGUGCAGCUCGCAGCCCAAGAUCGGGGGACUGGCAGCUCUUCCUUCAUGGAAGCGAUCGCCGCAUGUCCUGAGCAGGGACCGGGCAGCCCGUGCGCGCUGCUCAUGCGGAGCCCCGGAUAGCCCGCCGGCUCUGCAAGGAGCCCCUCGCCACAGCCCGCACCCCUGGCCUGGGCGCCUGCUGGUCGGAGGGUCCCUCCCCACGUGCUUUAGUCCUGGUUGCCCUUUCAGGCCAAGGAGGGACUCUGAACCUGAGCAAAUACAGAAGGGUCCUUCCCCCCA
This is a messenger RNA of Varanus komodoensis (Komodo dragon), 1261 nucleotides long. It is a transcript of the gene TMEM179B, whose product is annotated as transmembrane protein 179B. The coding region runs from base 31 to 684 and encodes 217 amino acids. NCBI's taxonomy places the organism in Eukaryota, Metazoa, Chordata, Lepidosauria, Squamata, Varanidae. The transcript is spliced from 5 exons. The record is from RefSeq and is a predicted model, not a curated record.